This is a messenger RNA of Miscanthus lutarioriparius, 1707 nucleotides long. Lineage: Eukaryota; Viridiplantae; Streptophyta; Magnoliopsida; Poales; Poaceae. The record is from the annotation of a GenBank genome assembly.
AUGGGGAUCCUGUCGAGGCACCCGGACCACGAGGAGGAGGAGGAGUACGACGAUGCCCUGUUCUACGAGGACAUUCAGGCGCCCAAGUUCGUUGACUUCACCGCGCCCGACGCCGGCCGCCCUGACGACGACCCCGCCUGGUUCUGCCUCCGAGUCGGUUGCGACCAGAACCAUGAGCAGGUCGAUCCGGAGGCCCUGGACAGGAGCUUCUUUAUGCGGGUCAUGGCGGCGAGAAGCCCCAACGUGCGGCUACAGAAGGCUAUCAGCAGGAAGAACCAGAGCUCGAUGCUGAAAUGCCCGCACUCUGCGCCGCCGAAGCCUCCGAGGGCUCGGUUCGCGAGGCUGAGUGCGGAGACGGAGGCCGCGGAGAAGGCACCGGCGAAGCCCAAGCCAAGGGUCCAGCGGAUCUGCGCCCUGCGAGCAUCCCCAAUCCGUACCAAGGCUGUGAGGGUGGAAUGUCCCAGCGAGAGGAAGAAGGCACUGACAACGCCGCGGAGCAAGUCCGUCCGGCCGAGGCCGGAGCUGUUCCACAGCGUGAAGCACCAGAAGGAGCCGUUCGCCGCUGCGGCCAGGAAGGGGACGGUCGUCAAGGCUCUGUUCAUGAGCACGCCAAAGAAGGAGCCGGUCCAGACGCCGGCGGCAGACAAGGGCAAGGAGACUGUGUCCGAGGCCUGUUCCAAGCCGAGGAAGCUGAACUUGGCGUGCCGGGAGGUGCCGAGCAGGUACAUGAAUCAGAAGAAGAAUCCGAAGGCUGCCAAGAAGGGCGAGGAGACGACGGUGGCCAAGAGCGAGAAACGGGGGCAGGAAUCCAAGAUGAAUGCCAAGAAGAAAAUUUUAGUACGCUCAGUGAAGUGUGCUAAUGCCGAAUCUGAUAGAAAGAACCGAAAUGGUUGCAGCAGCACUGUUGCAGACGAGAACUCACUCGCAGAAACUGCUAGCUCCGAUCAGGAAAGGAAGGUGGUGCUGCAGGAAUUGAGAAUUGAGGUGGAUACAUCGCGAUCUGACAAUUCCGAUGACAAUAAGGAGAAUCUGUCGAGUGCUCCGACUGAAGAAGCAUUGGACAGUUCACAUUCUGAAAUUGAAAACAGACAGUUGGAGAACAAUGAGAAUGUUCCUCUGAAGGAGAAUGUUGCUCUGAAGGUGGCUAAAUUGCAGAGCAAAGUGCAUCAAGAGCAAGCAGGAAAGCUCAAGAAAACUACCAAUCCUAGGCCAUUCAGGCUAAGGACUGAUGAAAGAGGAGUGCUUAAAGAAGCAAAACCAGGGAAAAGGCAGCCGUUCGCUGAGAAUAACUCCAUGGCAGUACUCAAGGAUUCGAAUAGAGGAGUGACAGUAAGUUCAUCAGCUUCUAGACGCCCAGCAUUUUCAAGUUUCAACAGCCAGGUCGCUGACUGCUCUGUAUGUUUGCAAUACAAUGCAGCAAAUGGACAAACACACCCAUGGCAAGGACGAGACAAGCCGACCUGCGGCAAGAAACAGAAGAAACAAAGCACCCAGAUUGUAACGGGUCAGCAGCAGCUAGGUGAGUCCAGGCCGGCCUUCAACAGCAUCCAAUGCAAAACUGUGAAACCGCAGACAGUUUCUAGGGUUGCUGCGUCAUCAUCAACACGAACAACCAAAACAGCAAGUGGCCUUAUGGCACCUUCCCGGGUUGGGAAGGAGAGGAAGGCUACCGUGAAACUGUCGAGAUUCCAAACAACAGUUGCUUGA